AUGAGUCUCACUCGACGUGAUGACAACGUUCCUCAAUCGGACACAGGUUUAUGUCUGCUCUCGAUCAAGAGAUUGGAGGAAACACCCCGAGCAAACGUCUCCCCGGCUGCAGAUACUAUCGCGAGUACUAAGGAUCCCGAACAACCAGCUGAUCAGCGUUGCAGAUGUCAGUAUUUGUGGAUGCACGAGAUUCAUGGGGUCCCGGCGAUAAUGAUGUCAUACAGCUUAGAAGAAAAGCUGCUGUGGGCGCUUAUAUUAGCCAUCUGUGGUUUGGUUGCGUUUUAUAACACGAAAACAAUGUUGGGUAACUAUGUGCAGCAGCGAUCCGCUACGAAAAUUACAAUCGUCCCGGUAAAAUCUAUGGAAUUUCCUGCUUUCAUAUUCUGUUCGAAAAAUGCGGAUGUUCUGAACUAUACCGCUCUGCAAAACGGUAACUUUUUUCUCAAUUCCUUUACAAAAGCCGAACUAACGCGUUUAUACAAUGUUUGGAGAGGAAAUAAAAGUGUUCUUGAGAUGUUUGACUUCGUAUUCAACGAAAAUGGAUUUACAUGCGAAGAAUUUUUUCAUACUUGCUGGUUAGGACCGCUUACCUUGGAUUGCUGCGAUAUUUUUGUACCAACAUUUGCUUUGUUGAGAGGCAGAUGCUUUCGACUAGCUGUUGGUCAGAAUCAGACAAAUUCAGAUGAAGCCGGUAAACUUGUUGUUUUUUUGAAGCAAUUGAAAGGCCGACUUGCUGGAAAAAAGAAUACGGGUGAACUGAUCAUGUAUAUUGGAGACACUCAUCCAGAAAUAGGAACUUCUCCUAGAUUUUAUUUAUCGCCAAACACUUGGAAUCGCUUUCGAAUAACUCAAAAACGAUUUUCAUUUUUGCCUAAUAAUCCCGAGUGUUCCACGAGACUCAUAGAUCAAGGCAUUGGAACUUGUUAUGUUUAUGAGUUUCUGCAUAAGGUUUUGAUUGGUCCGCUCAACUGCACAUUCCCAUACUACAAAGAAAUGCUGCCGUAUUUGAACAGCACUCCAGUAUGUGACCCUUUGAUCAUUCUGCAAGACUACGCAAGGAUCACAAAUACCAUUAUUGAAAGUGAUUGUGUUGCGGCGUGUGAGCGUGUAGAAAAUGCAUGGGACUGGAGAACCAGCUCAGAUCUUUCUAAGAAUAAGAAACACUCGUUCCGAGUGGAAGCGUCAUUUACUGAUUUGGAGGUAUUCAUAUGCAUUCUCAACCUUGAUUAA
Cylicocyclus nassatus is the source of this 1230-nucleotide messenger RNA. The record is from the annotation of a GenBank genome assembly. NCBI's taxonomy places the organism in Eukaryota, Metazoa, Nematoda, Chromadorea, Rhabditida, Strongylidae.